AUGCAACUCCUCUCAUUUAGUGUGCUGCUCCUCAACCUGCACCUGUCACAACUUCUUACAGCACUCACCAUACCAAGAAUCGAAUAUGAUACGUCAGUUCGGUCUUCAUCGUUGAUAGGGGGUGCCGGCGAAUGGCUCCAUCAACGUUCACCAACCAAACCGGCUGUUCCAAAACCGAAGAUAUCGCAAAACGUGGCACCAGUUCAGCCGAAAAAGCCAGGGAAACCGCAGAAUCCGGCUCCAGCUAAGCCAUCGGCGACUCCCAGCCCCACCAAGUCUGUCAUUGCCUCGAAUGUUCCGAGUGCCACUGUUCCAAACCUGAAUGUUGUCCGCCCUACUAGACCUAUAGAUACCUGCAUGCUACCAAACUUUGUCUGUGAGGAUGACUACGACAAUAUUGGUGGUCUUGAGAAUGGAUCCAACCUCGCUACGAGAGGCCUGGAGAAGCGUGGAAACACCAGGCGUUUCGAUGCAGACAUUGGCUGGCAAUACGUGUUUGAUUUCAACGACAGGACAGACCUCAAAGAUUUCUCAGUCAAGGAUUUGAACAAGGUCCCUACAGACUAUACCACAUAUGUAACCGAGCACAUUGUUGAGGUCGGUAGUCCCCUCCUCUACGGUCUGCCAUCCUCUAAGUCAAUACAGUUGCAAACCGUACAGAUGUUCCUCUUAGCAAUCACAGGUCGUGGUCAAGUCUCACUUUCUGAGACUGCAGAUGGUGUCUUCUUUCAGGACUACUGGACCAAGGAAUAUACUGUAACUCAGGUAUCGACGCGAACAAACAAGCCUCCGAUGGAGAUGGGAAAGCGUAAAACGCUCAACGAUCUCGUCUUUGAGGCUCUCGGUCCCAGUUUCAACCGCAAGGACUUUGUGCUCUGCGACAAGGAAAUAAACUCCUAUAAAGAACGAAUAUGGUCGAAGAAUAAUCCAAUGGACAGGGCAAAAGUAAAGAUCUACCUUGAAGAUGCCGUGUCAGGUGCACUUCCAUCGACAUACUUCCUGAGCGUCUUGAGAACGACGCUUGCGACAUUAAAAUAUCUCGAGCAUCCUACUGUAUCCCACCGUCUGCAAAAUGACGUCAAGCACGUCCAAAUCGAACUUAGCAACAUCAAGCAGCUCACCGGGAAAGACGUCACAUCCACAACUGGCCAGGUACUGGACGUGCCGAGCUUGUGGGCGGAAUUCAUGAACAAGCAUUUAGCUGCGAUGGAGAAACACAGUAAAGACUGGUUGAACGAUCGCAUCGAGGAAGCAGACCGGCUGUACGAUACUCACAUGACUUCCCUUAAGAAGCUACUCGCACAGCUUCAGCAAGACGAGAAGAAGACCGGCGCAGCAAAGACCAAAUACGACUCAGACCGCAAGGAUAAGAAUCAGAAGCUCAAAGUCGAACUGAAGCAAAAGGACACGGCAGUGGCGAAAGCCGUCAAAGACGAAGCUGCUGCGCGCAAGGUUGUGAUAGACAUCGAAGUCAAGAUUGAUGCAGAGCCUAAGCAGGCGCAGAAGAAAGUCAUAAGGACCAAGGAAGAUUUGGAAGGAAAGAAGAAACUGCUUGAAGGUGCUGAGAGGGUGCACCUUGAAGCUUUAAGGGCUAGGAACCUAAUGGAACGGAAAAUACACGUCUUGUGGCCGCAGACUGUGCAGGCAUUGGUGGUAAAUGUCAAAGCGGAUCAAGAUCAACUCGCAGCUUAUAAGCUUGGUGUAGCAAAGGUCAAGAUGCCGAAAGCGACUUGA
Molecule: messenger RNA, 1734 nt
Organism: Boeremia exigua
Lineage: Eukaryota; Fungi; Ascomycota; Dothideomycetes; Pleosporales; Didymellaceae
Exons: 3
Coding region: 1-1734 (577 amino acids)
Source: RefSeq, a predicted model, not a curated record